Molecule: messenger RNA, 1311 nt
Organism: Candoia aspera
Lineage: Eukaryota; Metazoa; Chordata; Lepidosauria; Squamata; Candoiidae
Gene: ATP6V1E1
Product: ATPase H+ transporting V1 subunit E1
Exons: 9
Coding region: 80-760 (226 amino acids)
Biological process (GO): proton transmembrane transport
Cellular component (GO): proton-transporting two-sector ATPase complex, catalytic domain
Molecular function (GO): proton-transporting ATPase activity, rotational mechanism
Source: RefSeq, a predicted model, not a curated record
AGUCUGCCCAGGAUUCCGGCUCGAGUGGUCGCUUCUCCUGCUGCUCGCGGGGCCCGCGUUUCCCUCGCCCGCGUUCAUCAUGGCGCUGAGUGAUGCCGACGUUCAGAAGCAGAUUAAACACAUGAUGGCUUUCAUUGAGCAGGAAGCCAAUGAAAAGGCAGAAGAAAUAGAUGCUAAGGCUGAAGAAGAAUUCAACAUUGAGAAAGGUCGUCUUGUUCAGACACAGAGACUGAAGAUCAUGGAGUACUAUGAAAAGAAAGAAAAGCAAAUAGAACAGCAAAAGAAAAUUCAGAUGUCCAACCUGAUGAAUCAGGCAAGACUGAAGGUUCUCAAAGCCAGAGAUGACCUGAUUGCAGACUUGCUGAGCGAAGCCAAGCAGAGACUGGCUAAAGUAGUGAAGGAUACAGGCAGGUACCAAAUCCUUCUGGAUGGCUUAGUUCUACAGGGAUUGUAUCAAUUACUUGAGGCUAGGACGACUGUCCGUUGCAGGAAACAGGAUCUUCCCUUAGUAAAGAAUGCAAUCCAGAAGAGUAUUCCAAUAUACAAAACUACCACCAAAAAAGAAGUUGAUGUACAAAUUGAUCAGGACACAUUUCUUCCAGAAGACAUAGCUGGAGGUGUUGAAAUUUAUAACAGUGACAAUAAAAUUAAGGUUUCCAAUACACUGGAAAGUCGUCUGGAUCUCAUUGCUCAGCAAAUGAUGCCAGAGAUCCGAACAGCACUUUUUGGUGCCAACAGUAACAGAAAGUUCAUGGACUAAAUUCCUUGGAAUGCCGGUGGAAUUCUCUUCCACUGAUGUGCUGAGGGGAAAGGCCGGAGCAUUUCCAGUAAAACAACGUCCCUCCCCUUAAAAUGUACUUAGAGCUCUAUUGUGUUGUUCUGCGAAUGUUUUUCAGUUAAAUUAUUAUUUUUUGCAUACAUACUUGGUGUGCUUAGUCUUUCUGAGAGAAAGGCAGGAAGAACUUUUUCCAGAGAGCAGUAGCACGGGAUCCCAAAAUUAAGGCAUUUGCACGCUUUGGUUUAGAGAAAUUACUUGGAGCUCAGCUGUCAUUUUCCAGGGUGGUUAUUUCCCGCACAGCACGCCACCAGUCCCUGCUGCUUACCCGUUUUCUUCCUUUCCAAAGCUUAUGUCCUUCUUCUGGUGAACGCAAACCUCCAACUUCCCCAAUCUGGUGCUUCCCAGGCUGGGAACAGCAAGCCAUGUUAACUUGGUUAGUCCCAGACUUUUGUUCUGUAUAUGUGAUUGAAACUACAGAUAUGUGUACAUAACCUCGCUGUGUAUGAGUUUAUUAAAAUGGAAGGCAUGCAAAA